CACUAUUUCAGUCGGAUUCCAGCGGUUGUCCAGGCUGGAGUAUCGACGUCGAUGCUGAGUUUGCGUCAUUGGCGUCGACCAAGUACCACGUCUUUGUCAUCCUGUGUUGAAUGUCGAUACUUCAAGGCCAUUUGGGGGAAUACUGCUAAUCUUAUGUCAUGAUUAAAUAAUAUAUUGACACCUGAUUGAUAGCGGUGAAAAAAAGAAGUGUUACAGAUAUGUCCCCAGUUUAUGCUUGAUAUUAAGUGAAGAAGAUAAUGACAAUGAUUGACAAAAGCAAGAAAUUAUCACGUUGGUAUUUUGGCGGCGUUUCUUCCGCAGCUGCUGCAUGUGUGACCCAUCCAUUAGACCUACUCAAGGUUCACCUACAAACUCAGCAGGAAGGGAAAAUAUCGAUAUUACGUUCGACAGUAGGAAUAAUUAAACAACAAGGGAUAUUAGCUUUGUACAAUGGACUCAGUGCUUCCUUGCUUCGCCAGCUUACAUAUUCUACAAUCAGAUUUGGAGCGUACGAGGUCGGCAAACAGACGCUUGAAACACCUGGCCAUCCAUUACCCUUCUAUCAAAAGCUACUAUUGGCAGGAGUUUCCGGUGCUACAGGUGGCGUUUUCGGGACCCCCGGCGAUGUAAUCAAUGUACGCAUGCAGAACGAUAUCAAGUUGGCGCCGGAACUAAGAAGAAACUAUAAGCACGCUUUGGACGGGCUGUUGCGUGUAAUCCAACAGGAAGGAAUUCAUAAGUUAUUUAGCGGAUGCUCCACCGCGACCAUGAGAGCAUCGUUGAUGACUAUCGGGCAAUUGAGCUUCUAUGACCAAAUAAAAAUAACGUUGUUACAGAGCGGCUAUUUUAAGGAUAAUCCUACAACGCACGUCUUAUCUAGUGUAUCUGCUGGCGCUAUCGCAACUACGCUUACACAACCUUUAGAUGUUCUGAAAACGCGAGCAAUGAAUGCUAAACCCGGUGAAUUUAAAAGUCUGAUGGAGAUCUUCCUGUAUACUGCCAAACUUGGACCAUUCGCUUUCUUCAAAGGCUAUGUACCUGCAUUUAUCCGGUUAGCGCCGCAAACUAUCCUCACAUUUGUAUUUCUUGAACAACUUAGAUCGAAUUUUGGGUUCUAUCCGCAAUCUGUGAAACAGUCGUUAUAAACCUGAAACCGGCCGUGGAACUUAAAUCCUUUAGAGCACAAAUUUACUGAGAAUAUCGUAACAGAUUCAUUACAUGGUAAAUCAUACAGGGUACAAAUUGAUAAGAAUGCUAAAAACUUUAUUACGAACGUGAACAAAUGUCCAUAGUUUAUGUUACGUAAGCUACUCGUCAGAAACCUGAUGUGAAGGAUGAAGGGUGUGACACUACUCGAAAGCCAAAUCAAGCAUUUCUCCGUAGCGCGGAUAGCUAAAAUAUCAAACGUACGCUACUUAAACAUAAAUAAUUAUGAAUUGUUUGCGGAUGAUUUAAAAUCUAUUAUAUAACAGUGCCAAGAAUCUAUAGUUAUAUAACAUAUAGAAUAUUAAUAGUACUUAUUGUGCUUACAUGCAGAGAAACGUUCUAAUUUCGACAAACGCGAAUCAUGUUCCAAUCGAUGCAUUCCCUAUAGAAAUGUGAUAUAUGCAUGUCCUGAGACAUAUAAUUGUACAAAUCUGUAUCUAUAUGU
Molecule: messenger RNA, 1651 nt
Organism: Dinoponera quadriceps
Lineage: Eukaryota; Metazoa; Arthropoda; Insecta; Hymenoptera; Formicidae
Gene: Dic1
Product: mitochondrial dicarboxylate carrier
Exons: 9
Coding region: 258-1145 (295 amino acids)
Biological process (GO): malate transmembrane transport; thiosulfate transport; phosphate ion transmembrane transport
Molecular function (GO): succinate transmembrane transporter activity; antiporter activity; malate transmembrane transporter activity
Source: RefSeq, a predicted model, not a curated record